CAUGAGGAAGUGCUGACAGCUGCUGGGGCCGGAUGGUUGUGCCAUGAAACCCCAAUGGCACCGCUGUGCCCCGAAGCCUCCGCUGCCCCAUGGCACGAAUUGGGGGGCCAUCAGGGAUGGUUUGGAGGCAUCCACGGCCCCACAUGAGUCAGCGGCGUCGGUGUCACAUGAGGAGGACGGUUGCGCCAGGCAGGAAGGGCGUGCGCAGGCGGGUGCAGCAGGGCUUUAAAAGCCCCAGCUGGGACAGGCUUGUCUGCUCUGGCUCUCGGCCACCCUGCUGUCCUGUCCCCAUGGCCCCUGCGGUGCUGCUGGCCCUGCUGGCCGUGGGGCUGGGGCUGGGGCUGGCCCUGCCCGGCUGUGACUACCCAACUCACCUUUGGUGCAGCUCACGGGAGAUCACCACUGUUUGCCAGGCAGAGAACUACUGUGCCAACCUCUCGCACCCGACAGCAGCUCCGGUGCAGGUGAGCCUGUACUAUGAGAGCAUGUGCCAGGGCUGCCGGAUCUUCCUGACGCAUCAGCUCUUCAGCACCUGGCUGCUGCUGCCCGAUGGGGUCCUGAACAUCACCCUGGUGCCGUAUGGUAACGCUCAGGAGAAGAAUGUCUCUGGGAAGUGGCAGUUCCAGUGCCAGCACGGAUCAGAGGAGUGUUUGGGCAACAUGCUGCAAGCCUGCCUGAUGCACGAGGCCCAGGACUUCAACACCUAUUUUCCCAUCAUCUUCUGCAUGGAGUCGGGCUCCUCCGCCACCAAGAACCUGGAGGCUUGCCUGCAGGUGUACGCCCCAAAGCUGGACGCCGGCCGUAUCACUGCCUGUGUGCAGGGGGAGCUGGGGGCCGCCCUGAUGCACCGCAAUGCACAACUGACCGAUGCUCUGGACCCACCACAUCAAUACGUCCCCUGGGUUGUCGUCAAUGGGAAGCACACGGAGGAGCUGCAGGCGCAGGCCCAGAGCUCACUGCUGAGGCUGGUGUGUCAGCUGUACCAGGUGGGGAUGGGAUGGGAUGGGAUGGGA
This is a messenger RNA of Coturnix japonica (Japanese quail), 1013 nucleotides long. NCBI's taxonomy places the organism in Eukaryota, Metazoa, Chordata, Aves, Galliformes, Phasianidae. The record is from RefSeq and is a predicted model, not a curated record.